Molecule: messenger RNA, 1678 nt
Organism: Haliotis rufescens (red abalone)
Lineage: Eukaryota; Metazoa; Mollusca; Gastropoda; Lepetellida; Haliotidae
Product: ankyrin-1-like
Exons: 4
Coding region: 62-1144 (360 amino acids)
Biological process (GO): regulation of transcription by RNA polymerase II
Cellular component (GO): nucleus
Molecular function (GO): RNA polymerase II-specific DNA-binding transcription factor binding
Source: RefSeq, a predicted model, not a curated record
CAUGAGACGCAGCACAAGCAGGAAUAAUCCAUCUGUUACAACGACUGCUGGGUAAUGCCUUAUGGAGGUGGUCGUAGAGGGGGAGAAGGCUGGCAAGGAUGAUGCAGAUGGAGGAAGGCCUGUCGUCAACAUACACAACCACUUCGGUGAUGGGGCUCAUGUCAAUGUGGCAGGCAUUGCAUAUGGCGGCGUGGGACACAGGCAAGGUCACGGAGCUGGGGGUCAAGGACAUCCAACUGCAGGUGGAGAAGGAGAAGUCUCCAAUGACCAGCAGGCUGCUACAUGCGGAACGACAAGAAACGCGUCAUCACAGACAUCUGUGAAACAUGAUUCGCCAGAGACCAUCCUACACAAAAACACGUCUCUUUAUGAUGCUGUUUGGAGAGGGGAACUGGGGCUAGUUAGACGCCUCUUGUCUGAGGGCAGUGCAGACAUCAACGACAGAACAAGGUCGGGCAGGACACUGGUGAUGUGGGCAGCAUUGCGGGGACAUAGAGAGGUAUUUCAGUUGCUUGUUGAAAAAGGAGCUGAUCUGUCAUUAGCAGAUGAUAGCGGCAAAUCUGUCCUGGAGCUGCUCAGCUGGAAAGGAUCUACUGAUAUGGUGGAGUAUAUCCUUUCAUUGAAGAUUGUGGACAUCAAUUGUAGAGGACAGUGGGGAAGGACACCAUUGAUGUGGGCAGCUGAGCGAGGACACACGAAAUUGGUCCAGUUACUUAUGAGACACGGAGCUGAUCGGUUACUUGUUACUGAUGGUGGUAAUAACAUCCUUCAUCUUGCUUGUCGUGGAGGACAUGUAGACAUAGUGAAAUAUAUUCUAUCACACACCAAGGUGGACAUCAACGGUAGAGGGUCGCAGGGGUGGACCUCAACGAUGGAGGCAGCACGGUGGGGACAUGGAGACGUGGUCAAGGUACUUGUGAAUAAAGGCGCCGACCCAUCAUAUGUUUCUAGUGACGGCAGGAACAUCCUUCAUCUGGCCUGUGAGGGAGGGUACGUGUCGAUAGUUGAGUAUGUCCUCUCACUGGACAUGUUUGACAUCAAUGCCAGGAACCAUGCUGGUAAAUCAGGAGCGUGGAUAGCGAGGAGCAGGGGUCAUAGUUCUGUGUAUGACCUGCUUGUGGCACGAGGCGGUGCGAUGGAGUAACAGUUGUGGUGAUGUUGGCCAAUCGUCACUGAAGUUUCUGAUCCAUCACUUGCUUGUCUGGUUUGUUUAAAGGUGUCAUGGCAGGAGGUCUGCUGUGAGGCAUCAGACAACAAACACAUUUUUAUGCAAGUUGUCCGAAAGGAGAGUGCUUCCGGGAGUUCGGAAAUGCUUACCCUUUUUAUGAAUACCUGGGGCGGUCGGGUAGCCUAGUGAUUUGAGCGUUCGCUCGUCACGCGCCGAAGGCCCGGGUUCGAUUCCCGAAAUGGGUACAAUGUGUAAAGCCCAUUGCUGGUGUCCUCCGCCGUGAUAUUGCUGGAAUAUUGCUAAAAGCGGCGUAAAACCAUACUCACUCACUCAUGAAUACCUGCUGUCAUUAAUGAUUUUCAGUGUAAUUUCACCGCUACAUUGCCUUUUACACCCUAUGGUAUCUGCUUCGGCGGAUAAUCGAGACAGGUUAUUCUCUGGCGUUGACGUUAUAUUUUAGAAAGACAUUGUUUUGAAAGACAUCCCCCGGAAUAAAGUAUUGAAAACAAC